AUGUUCGGCUUCGGUGGUGAGAAUCAGUUCGUUGUGGAGGGUCGGACGGUGGUGAUUACCGGCGGCUCAGAGGGUAUGGGCAAGGCAGUGGCCUGCCAGCUCGCCGAGAAAGGAGCCAAUGUUGUCAUCGUCGCUCGCACGCUUCAGAAGCUCGAGGAAGCCAUGGAAGCCAUCAAGGCCUCCGCUACCAACGGUCCCAAGCAGAGGUUCCACUACAUCAGUGCCGACCUCACCAAACCCGAGGAAUGCGAACGCAUCAUGACCGAAGUCACCGAGUGGAACGACGGCAUGCCUCCUGAUAUUGUUUGGUGCUGCGCUGGAUACUGCACUCCUGGAUACUUCGUCGAGACAUCCGUCCAGACCCUCAAGGACCAAAUGGAUACAGUUUACUGGACUGCGGCAAACACAGCACAUGCGAUCCUGCGGAAGUGGCUUGUUCCCAUCAACCCCAGUCACCAGCGGCCAUUGCCUCGCCGACACCUCAUCUUCACCUGUUCCACCCUCGCCUUCGUUCCCAUUGCAGGGUAUGCUCCAUACUCUCCCGCCAAGGCUGCCAUGCGUGCCCUUUCGGAUACCUUGAGCCAGGAGAUUGAGGUAUACAACGGAUCUCGAGCCUCCAAAGAGCGAGCCCGAGCUACCCCAGCCGACGUCCGGAUCCACACAGUGUUCCCCAUGGGCAUUCUCAGCCCUGGUUUCGAUAAUGAGCAACAGGUUAAGCCCGCCCUCACAAAGCAGCUCGAGUCUGCCGACAAGCCUCAGACUCCCAAGGAAGUUGCCCGGAUCGCCAUAGAAGCCAUUGAGCGCGGUGAAUACCUCAUCACCACCAUGUUCGUCGGCAACGUGAUGAAGGGCGCUGCGCUCGGACCUAGCCCGAGAAACUCUUGGUUCCGCGAUACGUGCACCGGCUGGUUCAGCAACCUGCUAUUCUUGUCUGUUGUUCCCGACCUUAGGAAGCAGGCGUUCAACUGGGGACAAAAGAAUGGUGUUCCCACCUCGCCGUCGGGUUAG
Messenger RNA from Aspergillus mulundensis, 1008 nucleotides. It is a transcript of the gene ksrA, whose product is annotated as 3-dehydrosphinganine reductase. The record is from RefSeq and is a predicted model, not a curated record. NCBI's taxonomy places the organism in Eukaryota, Fungi, Ascomycota, Eurotiomycetes, Eurotiales, Aspergillaceae. Bases 1 to 1008 code for a protein of 335 amino acids. Gene Ontology annotation, cellular component: endoplasmic reticulum membrane. The transcript is spliced from 3 exons. Gene Ontology annotation, molecular function: 3-dehydrosphinganine reductase activity. Gene Ontology annotation, biological process: sphingolipid biosynthetic process.